AUGUGCUACAAAGUCGUCGAACGCUACUCCGUCUGCAAAUGCCUCUACUUCCAACACUCCAUUGACCCCUGCCAAGCCUACGGCCAACGCAACCACCCCGUACAAGAAAAGACCGUCCUGGUCGGCUACGUGUGCGACACGCACUCGACUCGCGGGUGCCCUUCUUCCCCGAGUGGUGCGGGGAAGUGGCUUGAUUCGGGGUAUUCGAGUGAGAAGGGGUCUGGGCGGUAG
Molecule: messenger RNA, 231 nt
Organism: Penicillium nucicola
Lineage: Eukaryota; Fungi; Ascomycota; Eurotiomycetes; Eurotiales; Aspergillaceae
Exons: 1
Coding region: 1-231 (76 amino acids)
Source: RefSeq, a predicted model, not a curated record